CCCCGGCGAAGAGAGAGACCGGGAGUUACGUUAUAUUACACGGGGCCGGGCGGAUUCUCGCUUCCUCAUAGUGCGCCCAUGAUGCGCCUCUCGCGCGUCGCCGCCGUCGCGUAUGGCGUUUGAUAAUCGCCGGUGAUACUCGCACGCAGCUGGAACGCACGUCGCAAUGUCGCAGGAAAGCCAGCGGUGAAGGGCUCGUCGAGCACGCGAGAGCGAACGUCGGGGCAUCCUUUUCUCGUCGGGCGCUCGGAGCUAUCAUGAAGACGGAAGUGGAGGACACGAGCGGCGACGGAGCGUGCGACGGCGGUCCCAAUCUCGCCGAAAGCACCAGCGGCCUGGUCGUCGGCCCGGAAACGUCACCCAGCGUAAUGGAGUGCGGUGGUUGCGGAGAGCGCGUACGCGAACGGAUCGUGCUGUGCGUGGGCGGACGUACGUGGCACUCCAGGUGCCUGAGGUGUUGCGCCUGUGCCAGGCCGUUGCACGAUCAGCACUCCUGCUUCCUGAAAGGCAUGCGGCUCUACUGCAGGCACGACUACGCCCUAACUUUCGGCGCGAAAUGCGCGAAAUGCGGACGCAGCGUGGGCGCCGGCGACUGGGUGAGAAGGGCCCGGGAGAGGGUUUAUCACUUGGCCUGCUUCGCUUGCGACGCCUGCUCGCGUCAGCUGUCGACCGGCGAGCAAUUCGCGCUGCUGGACGCGCGACUGCUCUGCAAGGCGCAUUACCUCGAUGUCGUCGAGGGCAACAACACCUCGUCCGAUGAAGGCGGUGACUCCGAGAGUGGGCACAAGGGCGGUAACAAGGCGAAGAGGGUCAGGACCACCUUCACCGAGGAGCAGCUCUCGGUUCUCCAAGCGAAUUUCCAAUUGGACAGUAAUCCCGACGGUCAAGACCUCGAGAGGAUAGCGCACGUAACCGGGCUGAGCAAGAGGGUGACGCAAGUGUGGUUCCAGAACUCGAGAGCGAGACAGAAGAAGCACCUGCACACGGGCAAGAUGAAAGGGCAGCACGUGCACCAAUCACCACCGAAUUCCACCGCGUCGCCCAACGAUUUCGGCCGUCAUAUCAAUUUGCACCUGACGUACUCCUUCCAGCAACAGCACCAGCAGCAACAGCAGCCGCAACUUAGCCCAGCCACGUGCAAGAGUCCCACGGGCUCCAUUUAUCAUAAUCACGGUUCGGAACAGUCGAUGGACGAGCUCUCGCAGGACUCGAUGCUAUUGUCCAUGCCGAACGAGGUUUAAUGACCGCGGCUCGGUUCAGCAUAUUGUAAAUACACGCAUUGCUUUAACGGAAAAAAAAAGUGUCAAGGUAGAUACAUGCCUCGAAGCACAGGUAUCGUUUUUAAUUUAUCCUCAAGGCGGGAAGAAGCUCGCGUUAUUACUCUUCGAUGACGCGCUUUCAUGUCCCCGGCAGCGGUAAAACCUGCACCUUUCUCGGUGCGGAAGCUUGUUAAAAGCGAGCAGCGAAUACACGUAUUGUUCCGCGUGUUUCUGACGCGAACAAUAUGUAUAUUCAUGACGAAGACAAAAGUCGGAGGAUUUAAAUGAAGGAGAGCGACGUGAGUGAGUGUGUAUAUGUGUGUGUGCGUGCGUGCGUGCGCGCGCGCGUGUGUAUAUGUGAGUGUCUGGUAGCGCGUGUGUAACUUCGUCCUGUAUAUUGAAUCGAUCUCUUUGUCUACCUCCUCCUCCUCGGUUGUGUUUGAUAAUUUUGUACUCCACCACUCUCAUUAUCCUUCCAUCCUCCCUCUCCCUUCGGCAAACUUAACGGAGAGACGUAUCUCUCUAACGUCAUCGGAGACGUAAUUCGCGGAGUCGGUGGAAUUUCGCGUGUCCUCUAGCAAUGCUUCAAAUGAAAGUAUCUUCCGUAGCGUCUCGAUAGUCGUGUAAACGUGAAAGAACCGUCAUUUAAUAUGAAUGUACUGUGAUGUAA
Molecule: messenger RNA, 1929 nt
Organism: Dinoponera quadriceps
Lineage: Eukaryota; Metazoa; Arthropoda; Insecta; Hymenoptera; Formicidae
Gene: Awh
Product: LIM/homeobox protein Awh
Exons: 6
Coding region: 258-1241 (327 amino acids)
Biological process (GO): regulation of transcription by RNA polymerase II; neuron differentiation
Cellular component (GO): nucleus
Molecular function (GO): DNA-binding transcription factor activity, RNA polymerase II-specific; RNA polymerase II transcription regulatory region sequence-specific DNA binding
Source: RefSeq, a predicted model, not a curated record